GAGUACGUCCGGAGCAAACUGCUGCAGAACGUUAUCGACCAACUGGAAAAGGACAUCGUCAAGUCGGAGAUGGACGGUGGCAAGUACGACGCGGCGGCGAGAUAUGGUCCGCGGAUGAAGACCACCGAACAUGAACCUACCGGGGCCGACUACGAUGACGCUGCCUCGGAUGGCCCUAACGCUGUACCGUCGAUCCGGGACAACGAGUACGUGCAGCACGGCACUCUGUGGGGAGCGCAGUACGUGAGCGGCGGUGCCGGCGAAGGGGUACAGACUCUGAACCCAGACAGUCCGACGAGAAAUAAAAAUGAGGUGAAAACCGAUGCAGCGCUGCCGGCCUACUGCAACCCGCCCAACCCAUGUCCGGUGGGAUACACGGAUGAAGAUGGUUGUAUAAUGGAUUUUGAAAAUACRGCAGCAUUCAGUCGAGACUACCAGGAAUCCCAAGAAUGUAUGUGUGAUUCUGAACACAUGUUUGACUGUGCAAGGUCAAACACUGGCACCAAACACAAUGUUGAUGUGGACGAACUCGUAAGAACAUUUCAGGUAGAUGACGAACAUAAGAGUUUGGUAGCCAAAAAAUUCCAUGUUAAAAAGGCAUUUAAUCCAUAUUUACAAGGAGAAUUUCUGCCCAUAGCAGCAAAAAAGGGAAUUAACAUCGGAUUGUAACAUAUCUUAAUCCAAAAUGACC
This is a messenger RNA of Diuraphis noxia (Russian wheat aphid), 691 nucleotides long. It is a transcript of the gene 7B2, whose product is annotated as Secretogranin_V domain-containing protein 7B2. Gene Ontology annotation, biological process: regulation of hormone secretion; neuropeptide signaling pathway. Gene Ontology annotation, cellular component: secretory granule. Gene Ontology annotation, molecular function: enzyme regulator activity. The record is from RefSeq and is a predicted model, not a curated record. NCBI's taxonomy places the organism in Eukaryota, Metazoa, Arthropoda, Insecta, Hemiptera, Aphididae.